UUGUGUAUAGCAAUUAUAUAAAAUGGAACCAAAUAAAAAUUCCAAACAACAAGCAAAAAAAGAGCUAUUAGAUGCAAUAUCACAUGUAUGGAACCGUGGUUUAUCUUUCCUAAAUUCCAUGGCUUUAAAGUGUGCCGUUGAACUAGGCAUCUCAGAUGCCAUUAAAAAGCAUGGUAAACCCAUGACUCUUAUUGAGCUAGCUAAUUCUCUUUCGAUCCAUCCAAACAAGGCUUCAUCCUUACACCAAUUGAUGCGCCUUCUUGUUCACUCCAAUGUCUACACUAUCCAAAUUUUAGGGACUAGAGAAGAAGCAUAUGAUCUUACCUUAAACUCCGAACUACUUUUAGAAGAUCACCCUCUAACCCUAGCACCCUUAACUCGUAUAGGGGUAACUCCACUUUCAACUGAGCCAUCACAUCAUUUAGCUUUGUGGUUUCGAAACCAAGACCAAUCUUGUGAGUCUCCUUUCCAAAUUUCUCAAGGAAUGCACUUAUACAAAGGCAUGCCUUAUGAUACCGAACUCAAUGGCAUAUUCAACCAAGCCAUGGCAAGUGAUUCUCAAUUGAUCGCGAACUUGUUGCUGGCUAGUGAUGAAUUUGAAGGCUUAAUCCACGGUGUUGAGUCACUCCUCGAUGUUGGUGGAGGUAAUGGUACUAUGGCUAAGGCCAUUGCUAAGGCUUAUCCUAAGAUGAAUUGUAUCGUGUUUGAUCAACCACAUGUAGUGAACGAGUUACAAGUACAUGAAACAGCAAACUUGACAUACGUCGCAGGUGACAUGUUUCAAGCUAUUCCUAAUGCUCAAGUCAUCCUACUCAAGUGGAUAUUGCACAACUGGAGUGAUGAAAAUUGCAUAAAGAUACUUAAAAAGUGUAAAGAAGCAAUUCCUAGUAGAGAGAAAGGGGGAAAGUUGCUGAUUAUAGAUAUGGUGGUUGGGAUCCCAACUGACAAUAUAAUUCACUUUGAAUCCCAAUUACUAGCGGAUGUUCAUAUGUUGUACCUUUUUGGAGAAAAAGAAAGGACUGAACAACAAUGGAAAUCACUGUUCGAUAAGGCUGGUUUUUGUGACUACAACAUAUUACCAAUUUUAGGGUCGAGGUCUAUUAUUGAGGUUUAUCCUGCAUAAUUAUAACCUUUACGGAGUUAUGUAUGUUUGUGUUGGUAUUUCAUUUCACAUAUUGUAAUAAGUUUCAUCGGCGUGCAUUAAGGUGUAGGCGACGUAUGUAAAGUCGUCACUCCUGUAUGUUCUUUUUAUCAUGCUUUUGUAUAUUUGUUUAUCAAAACUUAUUUCUAUGUGUUUGUUCGUGUUUACAUUUGUACGUUCUUUUUACUUAUUAAUGCUUAAUUGAAUAAAGAUGAGAUAAGUUUAUGUUUUAAA
Messenger RNA from Chenopodium quinoa (quinoa), 1375 nucleotides. RefSeq names its product trans-resveratrol di-O-methyltransferase-like. The transcript is spliced from 2 exons. Bases 23 to 1123 code for a protein of 366 amino acids. Gene Ontology annotation, biological process: methylation. The record is from RefSeq and is a predicted model, not a curated record. NCBI's taxonomy places the organism in Eukaryota, Viridiplantae, Streptophyta, Magnoliopsida, Caryophyllales, Amaranthaceae. Gene Ontology annotation, molecular function: S-adenosylmethionine-dependent methyltransferase activity; O-methyltransferase activity; protein dimerization activity.